AUGGUGCGGUUCAAGCACAGGUACCUGCUGUGCGAACUGGUGUCCGACGAUCCCCGCUGCCGUCUGAGCCUGGAGGACCGAGUUAUAGACGGCCUCGUCCGAGACACGAUCGCCAGAGUGCACGGGACGUUCGGCGCGGCGGCGUGCUCCAUCGGCUUUGCGGUGAGAUACCUAAAUGCUUAUACUGGAGUGGUGCUGCUUCGAUGUCGGAAGGACUUCUACCAGCUCGUGUGGUCAGCCCUACCCUUCAUCACCCACUUGGAGAGCAAAGGACACCGUUACCCGUGUUUUUUCAACACCUUGCACGUGGGAGGCACAAUCAGAACCUGUCAGAAGUUCCUGAUUCAGUACAACAGGAGACAGUUGUUGAUCUUACUGCAGAACUGCACCGAUGAAGGAGAGAGGAAAGCCAUCCAGAAGUCUGUCACCAGAAGCUGUUUUCUGGAGGAGGAGCCUGGUGAGGAGGAGCUCUCAGACAGUGGCAGUGAGGCAGAUGCUGUGACCAUGGACUGA
Elephantulus edwardii (Cape elephant shrew) is the source of this 513-nucleotide messenger RNA. It is a transcript of the gene POP5, whose product is annotated as processing of precursor 5, ribonuclease P/MRP subunit (S. cerevisiae). NCBI's taxonomy places the organism in Eukaryota, Metazoa, Chordata, Mammalia, Macroscelidea, Macroscelididae. The transcript is spliced from 5 exons. Gene Ontology annotation, molecular function: ribonuclease P RNA binding. Gene Ontology annotation, cellular component: ribonuclease P complex. Bases 1 to 513 code for a protein of 170 amino acids. The record is from RefSeq and is a predicted model, not a curated record. Gene Ontology annotation, biological process: tRNA 5'-leader removal.